GGCGCGCAAGGUUUUUCUCAGAGAAGGAAAACGCUUUCUUCUCACGCGAACCGUCGAAGUGUAAACAUGGUAGUUCAUUGUAAUUUAGACGAAGUGCGCAUAGUUCCGCAGUUUUUUGUGUGCGAUGCCAAACAUUUAAUAGCUAAUUAAGUUUGUUCAUAGAUUGAGUUUAGUUAAAAACAAUUAGUUAUAAGAAUUUGCAGCUAGUGCACUUUGCAAUAAACAAGUUAAACCAUUACCGUGUUGAUUCUUUUUCCUCGACGGAUAAGACAGAUUAAUCUCGCGUGAGUGUGUAGUCAACGCUACAAUUGGUGACCCCGACAAAAGGAAGAGUUUCUUUUACAUUCCACGGAAAGGAAGAAAAAGAAGUAGUCUUGACAUAAAAUGGCGGUCUCACGCUCGCCUACAAGGGUAGUGCCCAAUAUGGCGAACCAGCCCGAAGACGCUCGUCGCUCUACAGAAGACCCCGCGUUGGACGCGACCAUCGCGGCAGCCACGUUGAAGAAGUUGCCUCCUUUUUGGAAGAAGAAUCCAGGGAUGUGGUUCAUCCAGGUGGAGUCGAUGUUUAAUAUAGCGCGCAUUACUGGGGAUGAUACAAAGUAUCACCAUAUUAUUGCGCAAUUGGACCGGUCAGUGCUUCCGUUUGUGGCGGAUUUGUUGACGUCUCCUCCAGCCCGGGGGAAGUACGACGCCAUCAAGGAAAGGCUCAUCAAUUCUUUUGAUGAAUCUGCAAAAGCGAAGCUACGACGUGUUCUUCGGAGCAGUCAUUUGGGAGACGAAAAACCCUCUCAUUACUUGCAGAAGCUUCGGAAUUUGGCUGGAAAUCAGAUCAGCGAAGUUGUACUUCGUUCUCUCUUUUUGGAGCAGUUUCCGGAAAAUAUAAGAAGCAUUUUGGUUAUCAGCAACACGAGUCUGGCCAAUUUGGCGUUGCAGGCGGAUAAAAUUCAGGAGAUGCAUUCCGUUACAAUCGCGGCGGCGUCACGCACUCCAAGUUCAGUGUCAUUGCACAGGGACGGUGGCGGCAGCACCAGUUCCAUGCAGAACCGGAUUGACAGGCUAGCUAAGAUGGUGGAGGCGCUGACGGCAGUGAUGCCAGUCAAUGCCAGAAUCGUGGGACGUGGGACAAAUUUUUACCCUCUCCACGACGUCCCAGUGACUCCCCUACUUCAAUUGUUUCAUCUAACACAAUUGCGUUGUCCCACGUGCCCGUGUGAGCUCUGCGGGUUUGGCAGAGUUCGGCUGCUCUUGUCAUUUCUACAUUAUUGGCACAGUAAGUAUAGGAAAGAACAUUAUCGCAACAGGAAUGUUUUAGAAGUAACAGAGGUUAAAAUGCAAGAAACUAUUAUCAUAUAUAUUCACAGCCGCCAUAUUGUUGGUUGUGCGAUUCGGUCAUGCGCGAGCGACAAUUAUUGGUACGCUUUUUGGCAGAGUGAUCCUACUGUUCUUUGCUAUACUGUGCUUAAGCUUUGCUUAGUGAAGUCCAUGCUUAAGCAAUGCUUAUUUGACAUUCGGCUGUUUCCUUCGAUUUUCUACUGUAACAACCAAUGAAAAUGAUUCUUGAAAAUGUAGCAUUAUUUCUUACUUAGUGACGCUGUUUUUGAAUUGAAUUCAAAUAAUUGAGCGAGCGAUAGACAGAGCCAAAUUUAUUAAUAAAAAAAGCCAAAUUUAUUAAGAACAAUUUUAUAAUUAAUGUUAUCACAUACGUUAUAAAAAUCUCUUAUAUUUAAAGUUUCAUUCUGAAAUACGAACACAAAAUAACACAAAAUUAAACUUACGACUGAAAUUACUGGUUCAAGGUAUAGGUUGUGAUAUGACUGAGAAUGAGGGUAUUUUAAUCAAUAAAUUAAACCAAUUUGAGCCGAAA
This is a messenger RNA of Osmia lignaria (orchard mason bee), 1864 nucleotides long. Lineage: Eukaryota; Metazoa; Arthropoda; Insecta; Hymenoptera; Megachilidae. The record is from RefSeq and is a predicted model, not a curated record.